Schistocerca cancellata (South American locust) is the source of this 420-nucleotide messenger RNA. RefSeq lists its product as uncharacterized. The record is from RefSeq and is a predicted model, not a curated record. The transcript is spliced from 2 exons. Bases 1 to 420 code for a protein of 139 amino acids. NCBI's taxonomy places the organism in Eukaryota, Metazoa, Arthropoda, Insecta, Orthoptera, Acrididae.
AUGAGAUGGGGAGCUAUUAAUAUCAAUGGGGGCUACUCUGGGAAGAAGGUAGAGCUGGCAGAGGCUGCAAGUAAGAUGGGGCUGGACGUUUUAGCUGUUAGUGAGAAAGAAGAGGAAGUGGGAGAAUACAAGGUCUACCUGUCAGGAGUCCAAGCAGGAAUAGCACAAUGGGGUGUAGGAGUUUACAUCAGGAAAGAAAAGGAACCCAGCGUAGUUGCAAUAAGGUAUGUAAACGAACGACUGAUGAGGAUAGAUUUGACAGUGUCUAGCAAGAAAAUUAGGACUGUGUCAGUAUAUUCGCAUUGUGAAGGGACAGAUCAAGACAAGAUGGAUAGUUUUUAUGAUGCACUUAGUGAUGUCGUUGGUAGAGUAAAGGACAAGGACAGUGUUCUGCUCAUGGACAAGCUUGCUGUUAUUUGA